This is a messenger RNA of Acanthocheilonema viteae, 2397 nucleotides long. Lineage: Eukaryota; Metazoa; Nematoda; Chromadorea; Rhabditida; Onchocercidae. The record is from the annotation of a GenBank genome assembly.
AUGUGGCGCGAGGUACGUGAGGCAGACACAGAUAUGGGUAUACAGGGAUUAUGGCAGGUAUUGGAACCGGUAGCUGAACCGGUAACCUUGGAAUCCCUCGAAGGGAAGCGCCUUGCAAUUGAUAUUUCAAUCUGGCUUUAUCAAGCAGAGUAUGGUUAUUCGGAACGUCAGCUGAGUGCGAAAUGCCCGCAUUUGUCACUAGUACUACGGCGUCUCGCGAAACUUCUGUUUUACAAAAUACGACCACUAUUUGUUUUCGAUGGUCCAAAUGUGCCUAUAUUCAAAAAGAAAUUAUUGCGUGAUCGCCAAGUGAAACGCUAUGUGGAAGAACUAACAAUGACCAAAGCACAGAAACAUGUCCUACAACAGCUAGCCUUAUCACAGCUGCGUCUGUACUCUUUUUAUAACAUCGACGAUGGGGAACAACGAUUAGAUGAAUUAAGCGAAAUAUUUGCUUCACAUGUAAGGAAACAUCGAGAUGAUGAUUUGUUCGACGUAUCGAUUCCAUCGACAUCAAGGGAUAAAAUAAAGCACAAAAAUAUGUCGGACGAAGAAAUAAUAUGUUCUUCUUUUGAAUCAUCGCGGUCGUCUGAAUUCGAUCAAACUGAAUUUGAGAGCCUAACCACUCGCGAUGACAGAGUUGAUUACUUGUUGGCUGUACGGGACAAAGUUAGAGGUCUCAAACUAGCAGAGGUUCCAGAUGAUUCAAAAGCCUUCAGUAAUUUGCAAAUUAGUAGGUUGAUGAAAAGAAAUCAGAUAAAUGAGCAACUUCAGUUGAUUGACGAGGAAAAAGAGGCGAAGAAGAAAGAUUUAAUGGACUCACCAGCUUGGCCAGCAUUUCUGGAAAAAAUUAAAGAGGAGAAGGAUAAUGAAAAAGCAGAAAAAGUGUUUUCUUAUGAGGCUGCUAAUUCCGAUGAUCUUAAAGUUAGAGCUUAUCCUAAUGACCGUGAUAGUGAUGAUUAUGACGACGCUUUGCAAGAGGCCAUACAUGCUUCACUUCUCGAAAACUCAGUCGAGAAAUGCGGUAAAUUCCAAAUGGCUAUGCAUAGCUACAAUCACGAAUCUAAAGGAGAUAUGAUCGAACGAUUACGUACAGCAUUCACUGCAAGGGCUAGGGAUUUACGUCACGAUACAUGGUCUUCAACAUCAAGCGAGAGUAGUGAUGAGUUUAUUGAAGUACUUCCUGAAUUAUCAGAACAUUUCUUUGAAAAAACCGAUUCUUCAUCUAAAACGAAAACAACCAAAAUUUCAACUGAAUCUGAAGCAAAGCAAUGUCUCAUUAAUGAUAAGGAGCACAUCCGUGAUAAGAACAGCUGUGUCGAUGACUCACACGUCGAAUCGGUACUUCAAGAAUCACCGAUCUGCAUUAAUCCUGUUGACGAUGUAGAUAUUUUCGUCCCGAUAAAAAAAGAAGGAAUUUAUAAAGAUUGUCAAGAUUUGUUACGUAUUUGCGGGAUACCGUUUGUUAUUGCUCCUGGUGAAGCCGAAGCUCAAUGUUGUGAACUUGAAAGAUUGGGUCUCGUCCAGGGAAUAAUUAGCGAUGAUUCCGAUGUUUGGUUAUUUGGCGCCACUGUUGUUUAUAAAAAUAUGUUCAAUCAAAAGCGAAGAUUGCAAAUGUACAGUAUGAAAACUAUUCAUAAUCAAUUAGGUUUGUCUCGUUGGGAAGCAGUGCAAAUAGCUUUACUCUCCGGUGGCGACUAUACUAAUGGUUUAGAAGGUGUUGGAGUCGUUGCAGCAUUGGAACUGAUUUCAGAGUUUGCCACUGCUUCUCGAAACAUAGAUGUCGACCCUUCUCAACAGGCCUUUGAAAACCUGAACCGUAUAUCAGCCUGGUUAAAUCAUCGUGGUACUUGGGAUAAUUUGCCAACAAAUAAUGAUUGUAUCAGUAAUCAGGAUUUAGAGAAAAAGGAAUUCAUAGAAAACAGACGACGAUUGAAGUUAAGACGGUUAAUUGAAAAAAAUAACACUGCUGAGACUCUGGAUGCGUUUCCUUCUCGUGAAGUAUUUAACGCAUAUACGAAACCUUUGGUUGACAGUUCAACGGAGAAUCCGAAGUGGCGGAAUAUUAGUAUGGAAGAAUUAGAGUUGUUUGUUUGGGAGAAACUGGGAUGGGAUGGGAAGCACUUGGAAAAGCAAACAAAUCAUUCGUUGCUGAAGUGGAAUGAGUAUUUGAAUCCAGCUGCUGGUGGAAGUGGACAAUCGUACCAGAUGCAUAUUACAUCAUUUACUCAUCGUUUGGAGAAAUCCGAGCAAGAUCAACGUUUAUUUUUAACAGCACGGGUUCGGGCUGCUCUGGAUCGUUUAAUCACCAUUAAAAAUUCUCAAAAUCAGCUUCCAUCGGAAAGUGCUGUGAAUAACUGCGCUGCAGAAAUGAAGGUGGCUUUUAUAUCGAAGUAA